AUGGCUCAAGCAUACAAUAUCACGUAUAGAUCCAAAACCUCUUUCAAUGUGUGUUACAACAAAUCACGAACGCAUGCGACCGGGCUAUGGAAUGCUGAAAACGCCUGGGUUGCAUCUCUCCCACUGCUCAUCAUCCAACUCCUCUCCAUCUUGUUGCUCAGUCACAUUCUUGCCUACCUCCUCAAACCCUUGCGCCAACCUCGCAUUGUUGCUAAUAUUCUGGCUGGAGUUCUGUUAGGUCCAUCUGUGUUUUCGAUCCCGAAGAUUGUGGGAGUGACCAUAACUCCUUUUGAUAGCAUAAUCACCUUAGAGACUAUGGCAAACUUGGGGCUUGUGUACCAUGUUUUCAUGAUCGGGUUAGACUUCGAAAUCAGACCAGUAGUACGUGCAGGGACAAAGGCUAUCAGCAUUGCCGUCGCCGGAGUAGCCUUUGCCAUCCCCGCCGGGUGGCUCUUGCAUACCUAUGUCCUCUUCAGAGACUUCGAAACUGUGAAAGACAAAAGCAAUUUGAAAAACGUAGCCUAUGGCCCCAUCUUCUGGGGAAUUAUCCUCGCCGGCACCAACUUCGCUGAUCUCACCCAAAUUCUUGCCGACUUCAAGCUUCUCCACUCGGAGGUGGGAAGACUAGCCUUAUCCGGUGCCAUUAUCUCUGACGUGUCAUCUUGGUUUCUUUUUCUUGUGGUGAUGGCUAUACUCGGCGAUGGUAAAUUGUACACGGUGUUGUUAACCUUUGGCUUCAUUGCAUUCUGUGUCUUCAUACUUAGGCCAGCUCUGGCCAGGGCAAUGUGUUACACCACGAAAGAUGACAGCUAUAGUGAUGCCCAAAUAUGUUGUAUUCUGUUUGGGAUUGUAUUGUGCGGAUUGAUAACCGAUGCCUGCGGUGGACAUUCCAUCGUCGGACCUUUCAUGUUGGGAGCAAUUAUGCCUAAGGGGAUGCACUUCAAACAAAUGUUCAAAGAUCGUGUUGGAAAGUUUGUGAAAAGCCUUUUCAUGCCCCUCUUUUACUUGGUCAUCGGGGUGAGAUUCAAUUCCUUCUGGCUUUUUGGUGAUUUCAAUCAGCAGCUGAAAACUGAAUCAAACGUGGCUCAGCUUGUUGGGGUGAUCAUCCUGGCUUUCGGAGCGAAGAGUGUCGGCACUUUCAUCGCUGCUUUGUUCAACAAAAUGACAAUUCGAGAUAGUUUAGUUCUGGGAAUCCUCAUGAACACUAAAGGCUUAUUGGCACUCAUUAUACUCAGCUCCUCUCUUGACCUAAAGGCUUUGGACAACCAAACAUAUGGAGUAAUGUUGGUUGCAGUUUGGGCAAUGACGGUUCCGGUCGGACCUUUCCUAGCCCUCUUCUGCAAGUCCACCAAGAGUUCUACACUAAAUCAACAUAGAAGCAUACAAGGUGUAGGAGCUGAAACAGAGCUUCGAAUCCUUGCAUGCACCCACACUGCGAGCAAUGCAUCCGGCAUCAUAAGCCUCAUCGAGGCCUCCAAUCCGUCCAGCAAAUCCCCAAUUCAUGUCUUAGCUGUCAAACUGGUCGAACUUACUGACCAUAACGCUGCCAUGCUAAUCGUACAUGAUGCUUGCCACAAAACCGGAGCAGAUGGCAACAAGCUACAGUCUGACUUCAGCUGCAAUGCAUUUGAGAACUAUGCAAGGAAAAGAGAGAAUGUCUCUGUCCAGUCACUCACUGCUGUGUCUGCCUACUCUACUAUGCACGAGGAUAUAUGCAACAUGGCUAACGAGAAGGAUGUCAACCUCAUAAUCAUCCCGUUCCGAAUGCAAACUACCAUCGAUGGAGUCCCAGAUGAUCGUUAUGAUCCUCUUCUUGCAGAAAUCAGUAAGAAGGUGACGGAAAAUGCAAAGUGCUCUGCAGGUCUUUUUGUUGAUUCUGGACUUGUCACAUCCAGAAUUACAGACUUCCAAAAUGCUUCUAUGGAGUCCCACAAAUACGCCAUGUUUUUCAUUGGAGGGCCAGAUGAUCGAGAGGCACUAGCGUACGCAUGGAGGAUGGCAGGGCAUCCUAAGGUAAACUUAACAGUUAUACGGUUCACUCCAAGUAAAGAGGCAUGGGAGGAGAGCAGUCAUAGCGGUAAGGAACACACGGCAUAUGAAAACAUUAGGCAGCAGAAACAACUUGACGACGCAUGCAUAGAUGAGUUCAAACUGAAGUCCAUGAAUGAACCGUCUAUAGUUCUGUGUGAGAAGCUGGCCAAUAAUCUGGAAGAAAUUAUCAAUAUAGUAAGCACCAUGGAAGGUCAAUAUCAGCUGUACAUAGUGGGAAGAGGUCAUGAUGGUUGCUCUCCAAUAACACUACCAUCGUUCGAAUCCAUCAGGACCAAUAAGCUUGGAACUUUGGGGGAGACGUUGGCAUCUUCGAGCUUACUGGGAAGUACAUCCCUUCUUAUAAUGCAGUAG
This is a messenger RNA of Fragaria vesca subsp. vesca, 2403 nucleotides long. RefSeq names its product cation/H(+) antiporter 23, chloroplastic-like. NCBI's taxonomy places the organism in Eukaryota, Viridiplantae, Streptophyta, Magnoliopsida, Rosales, Rosaceae. Gene Ontology annotation, molecular function: antiporter activity. Gene Ontology annotation, cellular component: endomembrane system; membrane. The transcript is spliced from 2 exons. The record is from RefSeq and is a predicted model, not a curated record. The coding region runs from base 1 to 2403 and encodes 800 amino acids. Gene Ontology annotation, biological process: regulation of pH; proton transmembrane transport.